Molecule: messenger RNA, 1811 nt
Organism: Alnus glutinosa
Lineage: Eukaryota; Viridiplantae; Streptophyta; Magnoliopsida; Fagales; Betulaceae
Exons: 2
Coding region: 294-1640 (448 amino acids)
Molecular function (GO): calmodulin binding
Source: RefSeq, a predicted model, not a curated record
CCCACAUUCCGCGGCCGCUUCUUUGGGCAACAAAAUUUGGUUUUGAUUUCAUGGUCACCAACACCUUCUCGAUCCACCACACGUACUUGAGAUAUGCGCGCGUAAUUCCCGCUCCUUUUUUAUCAACCCCCACAAGAGGCCACAAACCAACCCUUGUAGUCUCCUCCUUUCUUCUCUUUAAGCGUUUUCUUUUUCUUAUUUUCUUCCCAUAAUUCUACUCUUCCAUGGAUCUUCUUUGAUCAAGGUUUAAUUUGUUUAACUUUCUUUGCUGAGACAGCCAGCAAUAUAUAUAUAUGGCAACUACAAAAGGGAAAGACAGUAGCAACCUAGGGAAGGAGAAGAGGGUCACAUCCCCUCCAAAUUCUCGCACCGCAAUCACAAAAUGUCGUCCCAAAACACCCACCACAAGCACUGUUCAUCACAAGGCUUCCUCAACUACAACUGAAAAGCAAGUCCCAAGCUACCUCCGGCCAACGAUAAGCUCACGCCAUGAUCAAUCUCUCAGGUACGUGAAGAAAUCUGGCCCCGAGGCACCCAGUCUCAAUCGGAGAAGAUCUUUCGAGACAGCAUCGCCGCCGGCUUCCAGGCUACAAAGUUCAUUUGCCUCCCCCAGCCCUCGAGAGAGAACAGUAACAGUUCGUUCUACAUCGUUUUCACAAAAAACCACCAGUUCUCUAAAACCCGUUGUGGAGAGGACUUCCAAAACCCCCAAGGCUGGAAAAUCGCAGCUGUCAUAUGCAAGGGUAACGAAGAAGAGAACGAGUACUCCUCCUGCCACUAAGAAGGAAACUAAUGCUUCUGCUUCGGCAAUAGCUCCACAGGAUGUGGAUAUAACGGAAAAUUUUAGUCUUGAUACCGAGCAAGAUGAGGAAGAGUUUUUGGUUCAUGAGGUUGAAGACAUUAAUGUAGAGGUGGAAGAUCCUUCUGAAGUAGCAAAAUGCGAAAAUGAUGAGCUUAGUAAUGUUGCAGACUCUGAGGUUAACAAAGGUGAAGAUGAGAAAGUCAAGCUUUGUGACAUCCCUGAAGUUCCAGAAGAAAAAGGGAAUCAAACUGCUGAUAUUCAUGAAUCUGGAGAUAAAUUACAAGAAGAAAAAGCUGAGAAUCAACCCGAAGGAGAAGAGAAUAUUGGGAGCAAUGAGAUUCACCUAGAAGAGAGUAGUGUGGCAAGUGAUCAGGCAACAAUUGAUCAGGUCAAAGAAGAUAAAGGAGAAGAAGGUACUGCUGAAGACAAAGAGUCUGUGGAUGAAAACAAGCGUGAGGAAAACUUGGAGGAUGAGAAAGAAGCGGUGGAUGGGGGAAGCGGGGAGCCUAUUUUGAAGGAAGAAGAAAAUGUGGAGGGUGUCAGCGUUGAAGAAACAAAGUCAGAAGUGGCGGCGGAUAAUAUAGAAAUAUCAUCCAAGGAAGAACAAAAUCUCGAUGGUGGCGUUGAUGCAGUUACAAAGCCCGAGGAGGCGAAUAGUACUACGGCAAUGUCAUCGAAGCGGCAAGUGGGAUCCGCCGGGAAAAAGGAAUCUCCUCCGGCGUAUAAUGAUGUUAUUGAGGAGACUGCAAGCAAGCUGUUGGAGAAGAGGAAGAACAAGGUGAAAGCACUGGUUGGGGCAUUUGAGACUGUCAUAGACAAAGAAGCCUCAUCCAAAUGAGACACCCCCCCGUGCACGUACGUCGUUUGGAUGGGGACUAUGUUUGUUAAUUAAUUUUCCGUACAGUUUGAUAAUAUUGUUGUAUUAAUUAUUAAUUACAUUUCAGUGUAUGAAUCAUGCAUAUAUAGUAUAAUCGAUCUAUAAAUAGUCCCUUUAAUUUGCCUUUCUUUA